Entelurus aequoreus (snake pipefish) is the source of this 1636-nucleotide messenger RNA. It is a transcript of the gene glod4, whose product is annotated as glyoxalase domain containing 4. The record is from RefSeq and is a predicted model, not a curated record. NCBI's taxonomy places the organism in Eukaryota, Metazoa, Chordata, Actinopteri, Syngnathiformes, Syngnathidae. The coding region runs from base 201 to 1091 and encodes 296 amino acids. The transcript is spliced from 9 exons.
AGCAAUCGAUCAACAAGGAAGUGGCGUAGAAGUCACGUGAAGAGUCUACCAUAACAUAAUAAUAAUCCAUCCAUUUUCUACCGCUUAUCCCUUUUGGGGUUGCGAGGGGUGCUGGAGUCUAUCUCAGCUACGGAAGGCGGGGUACACCCUGGACAAGUCAUAAUAAUAAUAAUAUUAAAGGUAAAGUUUGCGCAAGAAAAAUGAGGCGGGCGUUGCAUUUUGUUUUUAAAGUUGGUGACCGAAACAAAAGUGCUACAUUUUACCGCGAUGUCCUCGGCAUGAAGGUUCUGCGCCAUGAGGAGUUUGACGAAGGCUGCAAAGCAACAUGCAAUGGUCCUUACGAUGCAAAAUGGAGCAAGACUAUGGUUGGCUUUGGUCCAGAGGAUGAACACUUUGUAGCUGAGCUCACCUACAAUUAUGGGGUGGCUGAAUAUCAACUUGGAAAUGAUUUCUUGGGUUUAACCCUACAGUCAAGCAAAGCUGUGAGCAAUGCCAAACGUCUGGGAUGGCCUCUGACUCAGGUAAAAGACGGCCUGUACCUGACCCAAGCUCCAGGUGGUUAUCCCUUCUACCUGGUGGACCAAGAGCAGCCUCACAAAGACCCUGUGCAAAAGGUUUGCCUUGGAGUUUCAGACCUCUCGAGGUCAACCCACUUCUGGUCUGCACUGCUAGGAAUGACAGUGAUAGAAAGAAGUGAUGAAAAGAAGACUGUGUUGCUGGGAUUUGGAGACACUGGGUGUAAAGUGGAGCUUCACAACAUCAUUGGCUCAGUAGACCAUGGAACAGCGUUUGGAAGGAUUGCAUUUUCAUGCCCCAGAGAUCAACUUCCUGACCUUGAAGCCAUGAUGAAAAAGGAAGGUCACAACAUUCUCACACCUUUAGUCAGCCUGGACACACCUGGGAAAGCCACCGUGGAAGUCGUUAUUUUAGCUGACCCGGAUGGCCAUGAGAUUUGCUUUGUCGGAGAUGAAGCAUUCCGAGAGCUUUCCACAGUGGACCCCAAAGGCGAGGAGUUGCUUGAAAAGGCAAUGGCUGAGGACAAAAGCAACGAGUGGUUUGCCAAGCACAACAGACAGAAAGCUGCUGCAUGAGACUGACUUCAAAACUGUCCAGUGUCUAUAAAAGUGCAUCGUACUAGGGUUGCACAUUUGUAGUCAUUGACUCAGCAUGUCAAUUAGUUUCUUUGAUUCAUGGAGUAAUCAAUAAUAAUGUCAUAGUUUCAUGCAUAUUUUAGUGACAAUUGUUUAAAUAAACCAAGAUUUUUCUGCUUGCCAUAAACGUCAUUCUUCUUUUGAAUAAACGCACAUGAUCAACAAUGAAACUGCACUUUUAAAAAGUGUGCAUUAACAAUAAUAUUUCCAAAUAAACCACAAAGGUCAAGGCACCCCCACACCACUCAUGUGCGCUCUAUUGCAGUGGAAACUAUGUGUGUGUAUUUUCAACUUCUGGCCAGUCCAUACUCAUUAAACAAUGAAUUCAAGAAUGGCCUUCCCAAAGUCCUGACUUAAAGGUGUGGACAAUGCUGAAGAAACAAGUCCAUGUCAGAAAAGCAACACAUUUAGCUGAACUGCAGCCAUUUAGUGGUCAAGUGGUCAAGCAGAAGCUUGUGGAUGGCUACCAAAAGUGCCUUAUUGCA